AAUGUUGACUAUUGCAUUCCAAAACAAAGCAGAAGUUGAUCAAUUAUGGCUCACUGGUUUCACAGAAACCCAUUGAAAGCUACAGCUAAAGUUAAUUUUGAGUUAAAACUUAUUGUCAGUGACUCUCAAGCAGUUCAGAUAUGUAGUGAAUUACGUCAAAGUAGAAGCAGACUGUUAGACCUCCUGUCUGAUCCUAAUAAUGAUACUGCAAGUUUUGAUGCUGCUUUAGAAAGAUAUCUCAGUUUCUUACAUGCUAUGAUUGUUGCACCAGAUGAAAAGGGUGGUGAAAGUAAGCUUCGAUAUGCUACACGGUUUCGUUGGACUCAGACUUUGCUUAGUAAUACACCUAUAGCUCAGCAAGAUGCAGUGUUUGAACUUGUAUCUAUUUGUCAGAAUGUUGGAAUAUGGCUUAUGAAACAUGCUGCUAUGAUAGCUGGUAAAGAUGAGAUUAGUAUGGAUGAAGCCAAGGAAGUUCAUAAGUGCUUGCGAAAAGCUGCUGGGAUUUUCUCUGCCAUGCAGGAAAAGUACAUUGGAAGUUUGUUACUAAAAACAGAACCUGCUUCAGACCUGGAUUCCUCUGUUGUAAAUGCCUAUAUCAGUCAGUGCACUGCUGAAGCCCAGGAAGUUACCAUUGCUCGAGCCAUUGAAUUGAAACAUGCCCCAAGUUUGAUAUCUGCAUUAGCAAAUGAGACAUCUAGAAUGUAUUCCGCUGGAGCUAACUAUUUGAACAAAUUAAAUCCCUCCAAAGUUGGAAAAUGGAAAAAAUAUUUUGAACUGAAAAGCACUUUCUAUCUUGCCUAUGCUUAUUGUUAUUCUGGUGAAAAUCUACUGGCUCAGGAAAAAUGUGGUGAUGCCAUAAGAUCAUUACAAGAAAGUGAAAAAUGUUAUGCAACUGCAAAUAAACUCUCCAAAGAAUAUGUUACUUUAAAAGGGCCAGGAGUGAGUGCAAAACCAGAUAAUCACCUUUUUUUUCGAAAAUUGGGUCCUAUUAUUAAGCGCAUUCUUGAAAAGUGUGAAAGGGAAAAUGGAUUUAUAUUCCAUCAAAAAAUUCCUGCAGAACCUGUACCUUUAGAAAUAAAGGCAACCUAUGGAUUAGUUAGUCCAGAAGAGUUCCUUUUGCCCAGCAUUAAUAGUCUUUGGACACCAGUUGCAUAUGCUGCCUUUGACUCAUCAAAACAUAAUCCUAAUGAUGCUGCACAUUCUAAAUCAGCUAUGAAAGCAGAAGGUGAUUUGCCGCCAGUAAAGGAAGCAACUUUUCAUCAGUCAGCUCAGGAUCCAAAAAAUACAAGUGGCUGCGUUUUACAGUGAGAUAUGAAACUAGAAAAUACUGUAUUUUUAUACUUCUUUAUAUUUAUUGAAAUAGUCUGUCAUAUUAGUUUUUGGAUAUCUAUUAUUUCUUGGAUUCCCUGUGAGUUAAAUAUGAGCUAUUCAGUUGUGACUUUCUAUUUCUUUGUUUGAAUCCUUUAAGAAAUUUUUAUAGACAAUAAUAAGAGUAGUUAAAGUAGAAAGAGAGAUCAUAUGCAAACAUUAUGAAAAUUCAAAAAUUUUAAGUUUUUUUUUUUUUUUUUCUUUAACUAAUAAUUUUAUUAUGUUUAUCAGUUAAAAUUUUAGACUUUAUUUCCAAAACAAUUGUAAGAAUAAUCAAAAUGACUCAAUUUAAAUUUCAAUAGAAUUGAUAUUUUUUUGUUUUGUAUUAUUUUUAUUGAGACAGUUGUAUAUUUUUGGAAAAUUUAUAUCGUCAGCCAUUUAUUUUUUUUAAUUAUAUAAAAUUAUGUUGUAAUUCCUUUAAAAUUAUGUUUGCAACAUUGACUGUCCUGUAACUUUGGUGAAAAUUGUUGAUACGUACAUGAAAAGCAGGGUAUCAGAUAAUUACCAUCUUAUGUAAUAUUUUUGUGUGAGAUAAAAAGUUAGUUUUGUUAAUAUGUUUGUGUGUGGGGAAAAAAAUUUUUUAAUGACGCAUUGGGUAACUUAGCCAUUAGUUUAUCAGUAAGAUAUAUUAUACUUUUGUGUCGUUUAAUAUUAAUUUUUAUGGGUGCUACUAAAAUACAAUUUUUAUAACCUUUUGUUGUUGUUACUUGAUUUCAUUAGUUUAUUUGAUAUUUUAUUUUCAUGCAUAUGUUUUCAUUGAUGUUUUGUUCACUUGUAAUCUUUUAUUCGUGUCAACAAUUUUCUACAUAUUAUGCAAAUAUUCUAUAAUAAUACUUCGUAUUUCUCCAUAAAAUGAAUAAGAAUCCAUUAUUUUAACUAAGGUAUUUAUAGUUGUGAAAGAUAAUCUUUAAGCUAAUUAGCUUGCAGGUCUCUAUUUUUUCCCUCUGUGAUAAGUCAUGAAGCAAUUUUUCAGCUUUUGCUUUUUCUAUUUUUAAUAUUAAAUAGUUAAAAUCAGCCUUUUUUUAAAAAAAAAAAAAAAAAAAAUGCCUUGGUAUUUGGUUUAUUAGUGUAAAUAACAUUCCAUAUUUGAAGAGAACAAAAAUAUCGUGUAAAUGUUUUCUAAUGAAUGAAAAAUGUUUAUACUUGAUAAAUAGCCAAGAAAUUCUUUUUUUAAUUGCUUUAAGUGUGAAGAAUUUAUUUUAUAUUGCACUAGAAGUAGUUUACAUGCCUAAGAUGUCUUUAAAUUUACAUGUUGAAGCUUGAAAUGGUGAUGAGUUUGGGAUGUAUAUCAACAAAGGAGGAUAGAAUGAUUAAAGACGUGUCAAUCCAUUUGUAGUUAUAGUAUUACAUUACCGAUGAAAUUUACACAUUAUUGAUGUUUUUUAUAUUUAAAAAUUAAUGUUUUUAUUUCUUGGAGGAAGAUACUAUAGAAACAUAAGCGGUGGGCUUAAAUUCAAAGUGAAAAUGCUGCAUUUCGAGAAAAAUUCUAGUCGAAAGUGCUUUUCGAAUGUACUGAAAAUUUUACAUUAAUUUCUUAUAUAUAGGUAAUAAACUUCUGCUAGUUUCUUUAAUUUUGCUAUGAAACAUAGAUCUGUGAUGGAAUUUUUUUUAUUGCAGAAAUUCAUUGAUUUUAUCAGUUCAAAAGAUUUACAAUUGAUUAUCUAUUUUAAAUCUCAUUCGGCAUAAGGAAAAUUAAUAUUUGAAUCUGCACUUUACAUUACUAAGAACAAAUUUCAUCAUUUCCUUGUUGUGUCAUUGGAAUUUAUUAACGUUAAGAAUGAUUAUUUUUUUUAAUUCAAGACAUAGUUAAAAUGGUUAUUUGAAAUGUGAGAAAGUUGGUAUAAAGCUUUUGCAUUUUUAUUCUUUAUUCAUGUACAAUAAUUUAAAGUUGCAGAUUCAUAUCUGCUCAACAUGAACCAAAAUAUUUUGAAGGGAAAAAAGUUUCUGUUUUCGUAUUUCACAUUUAUUCAUGAAAAUUUAAAGUUUCAAAAGUUAACAAAAUAUGAUUUUCAGAAGAUGUAUUUUAAUUUUAUUAUUUGUUUUUAUUAUGUUGAUUUUUUAUUAAUUUCAAAGUAUUCAUGUGAAUUAACUGUAUGUUCAAAUGUGCUAAAUAAUUUUUAGGACGAAAUUUUUCAUCUAAUUUGAAAUUUUG
Messenger RNA from Argiope bruennichi, 3520 nucleotides. Its product is annotated as BRO1 domain-containing protein BROX-like. The transcript is spliced from 11 exons. The record is from RefSeq and is a predicted model, not a curated record. Bases 46 to 1308 code for a protein of 420 amino acids. Lineage: Eukaryota; Metazoa; Arthropoda; Arachnida; Araneae; Araneidae.